Molecule: messenger RNA, 2676 nt
Organism: Chlorella variabilis
Lineage: Eukaryota; Viridiplantae; Chlorophyta; Trebouxiophyceae; Chlorellales; Chlorellaceae
Exons: 11
Coding region: 1-2676 (891 amino acids)
Biological process (GO): negative regulation of transcription elongation by RNA polymerase II
Cellular component (GO): nucleus; NELF complex
Molecular function (GO): RNA binding
Source: RefSeq, a predicted model, not a curated record
AUGGACGGCUCCCCAGGGCCCGCCGCCAAUGAGGCUGGGCCGGAAGCCAGCGAUGGCGGCAGCGGCGGCGGGGCCGGUGCUGAGGGGGGGAGCCCGCCUGCCGCCGCCGCCGAGAAGCUUGCGCGGCAGGAGAGCAGCGGGGAGGCUGCGCUCGCCAGCAGCCAGCAGGCGCACGACGGCUGCACGCUGGCCGCCGACCCUGGAAGCAGCGGCCGGGACGGCGAGCAGCAGGAGCCGGCGCCCAUGCCGCUGGAUGCAGCGGUGGAGCAGCAGGAGCAGCAGCAGGAGCAGCACGGCGCAGGCGAGCUUGAGCAGCGGCUGCCGCCUGAGGCUGGCAUUCAGCCGCAGGCAGGUGACGAGCAUGCAGCGCAGGAGCAGCAGCAGCAGCAGCAGCAGCAGGAGGAGGAGGAGGAGGAGCCGGGGCAGCAGCAGGGCUUCGCCCAGUCGCCUCCAGCAGCCGACGGCGGUGGCGGCGACCAGCUGGCGCCAGCUGGCGCGCUCGCCGGCCCCGACCCCGACCACCAGCAUCAGCAGCCCGGCCCCGGCCCCGAGCCUGAGAUGGACGAAGGCGCGGCCGAGGCGGCGGCAGAGGCGGCGGCCGCGGCGGCGCUGGAGCAGCAGCGCAAGCUCAAUGAGCUCGAGGCAGUGCUGCGCCAGGGUGAUGCCGUCAUGGAGCCCGCAAUCAUGGAGCGGCUGCGGGAGUAUGUGAUGGCCAAUGGCCACCCGCAGGCGGCUGUGGAGUACCUGACUGAGAGCUACGUGGGGUAUGCCCAGAUGGCGAGCCUGGUGUGCCGAUGGCUGGAAAUGACGGAGCAGAGCGGCGGCGGCGGCGGCGGCGGCACCAGCGGCGGCGGGCCAGGUGCCGCCAACGGCGGCACGGCAGCCGCCGCUGCGGCAGCAUCCCCCGGCAGCUGGGCUGCCGCCAGGGGCGGCCACGGCGGCGGCUCUGGGGCAGCGGGGGGCAGCGCGGGAGCAGCAGCAGGCGGUGGGGGGCCGCUGGAUGAAGCUUUCUACCUGCGCCAGCUGGCCAAAGAGCGCUUUGACCCGCACCUCUUUGCCACCGUCUUCACCUCUGGAGGCAGCGGCGCCCCGCAGUGGCUCAACGGCCUCAUCGCCUCGCCAGGCACGCCCUUGCUGUGUUUCUUGCGCUUGCAGCGCCGCGCCUGUAGCCACGGCUGCGGCCGCUCCCUUGUGUAUGAGCUGGCCGGGCGAUACAAGAACUCGCUGCUGCUCAACUUUGCCAUCCACAAGAUCCUGAUGCAGCCGGGGAGGGAGAAGGAGGUGGCGGCGGUGGGCGGCAGCCUGGCGGGAUACUUUGGCGUGUUCCACCGCCUGAUGGCGGCCAAGCUGCGGGAGGCGGCGGCGGCGGGGGACGACGAGGGCCUGGCGGCGUUGACCCGCAGCCUCAAGGAGGACUGCUGUGCCAGCCAGCACACGUACGUGCACGCGCAGCAGGUGUUGUGUGAGCUGGCCCGCCACCCCCACGGCGCCCGCUUCCGCCGCAUCGCUCAGGAGCUAGAGGAGCAUGCGGCGGCUCUGCACGGACCGGUGGUGUGGAAGAUGCGGCAGUGGUUUGCGGAGCCGGGCCAGCCCGAGGCGCACUACCAGGUGGCCGCGCUUCUGUCCGACAUCCUGGCCGCCUCGGUCAGCGGGGUGCCGCCCGCCUCGGAGAUGGGGAAGCUGUACCGCAUGUACUGGCCACAGGAACCGGGCCAGCAGCCCCCGCCCGUCUCCUUCCUGCGUCACCCGCGCGUGUUUGACGUCCUGCUGCACGGCCUGUUCAGCCCGGGGCGCCAGCUACAGCCAGAGGUGGUGCAAGCCUACUCGGGCCUGCUGGCGCUGGCAGCGGCAGCGGACGACCGGCGGCCGUGCGGCCCAGCCGACGGCAGCGGCGGGGCGCAGCCGCCAGAUGACCUGCUGGAUGUGUCUGGCGUGGCCGCCACGCGGGCGGCGCUGGAGGCGGCCGCUGAGCUGGCGCAGCACGUGCUGCAGGACCAGAAGAGCAGCGCGGAGGAGCUGGAGCGGGCGGCGGCGGUGAUGGAGUACCCCUGCUGCGCGGCGGGCCUGCUGCGCGCCAUGAGCGCCCAGCUGACGCGGCCCGACUACUGGCAGACCGCCUACCACCUGCUCAAGUCGCCCCCCUUCCUCUCCCUCCUCUCCCUGCUCGUGCCGCGCCAGCCCGCGCUGCACGGCAGCCUGCUGCAGCUGGUGGGGCGCGCGCUGGGCGCGCUGGGCAACACCAACCACGACAUGGCCAAGGGAUUCCUCUCCAUCGCCCUGGUGUCUGCGGGGCGCGUGUUUGAGGUGCUGCGGUGGGCUGAGGAGUGGAAGCAGAGCGCCGACCCCUCCCUGGUGCGCCACCUCGUGUUUGGCGUGCUGGAGGUCUCCGCCCCGCCCUACUCCCCAGACUUUGCGGGCAGCAUGCUGAGGCUCAUGAUGGCGGCGGGCAUACGGCGGCAGCGGCUGAGCACGCGCGACUGGGCCAUCAAGGCGCUGCUGGAUGAGUUUGCGGCGGCGUGCGCGCAGGCAAGGGGCAGGGCUGCAAGGGGCAGGCAGGCACGGCUUGGGCCGCCACGUGGCCGCCUUGGUCUCGCUGUCCAGUUCAAGCCGCCGCUCACCGCCCGCGAGGCCGCCUUCCUGCAAGACAUCUCCGCCGACCGACCGCCGGGCUACUGA